GUUAAACGAAUGCUGAAUUUUAGGCAAAUUAUAAAUAAUUAUGUGUAAAUGAAUUAGUGGGUAAAAUUAGCAACGAAAACUGCGAACGCUAAGUGGAGGGGAAAUAAUCUUUUCUUUUCCAAACCUUUGUAAUGUGGAAUAACAUCAUCUUUAUUUAUAUGUGAACCGUCGUCACUAUCAAGCAACAUGUAGAUUUUUGUUUUACCUGGAACUGGAUGAACUAUUUUCUGAAGUGUUUUUGAUUUCCUAAACGUUGUUUCCUCAAGAACAAUCAUUUAUUUUAAACCUCCAACAGCAAAGCCAUUCCGGCCCUGCCUAAGUCUUAAAUCAAGCCAUAAAACUGGUCAUAAAUGACACAAUUUGUUGCUAUAUAGACUUCUGAAUGUAGACAACCAACUACUAACACUUACCGCCAGUCUAGUUCGGUUGAUUCACCGGCAGAUUGGUUAUCAUGCCCGGAUAGCCCGAUAGGGUAUCGCUUUGUGAGGUAUCACCUAGCAGCCGCCAAAAAAUGCCGUCUUCGAUUGGAAUUGUUUAGUACAUUCUAGCAGCUCAAUCGAAAUGGACGGUAACACUUGGCUACACUACAGUAACGGGGCAAUCCCUCAGGCAGCCGUAGUGGCUGGCCACGAUUCCGAUGGCGACACCAUCUUCAUUGGCCGCGCCUUCUACUGCAACGAUAUGUUGCCGGCCAAGAUCAUUCCCAACAAGGGAAAGGCCUAUGUUGCCUAUGCCAACCAGGAGGUGGAGUUGGAGAACUACGAGGUGUUAAGUGGAGGCAACUACGCCUGGCUGCCGGCUGAAAACGGAGAGGUUCCUCCCGGAGCCGUCAAAGUUGGCAAGAAUGUCGACGGAGAGACUUUGUACGCCGGAAGGGGCUAUCAUGCCGGCAGUUUGACUGUGGGCAAGGUACAUCCAUCUCACGGCUGCCUGUACAUUCCUUACGAUUCCGAGGAGGUCAAGAUCUUCGCCUACGAGGUUCUGUCGCGUCUUAUUGAGGCCAGAUAGGUGCUCCAGUUCCAGUUAUUGCCUGUUAAUCACAAAUAAAUUCGACACUUUUUCUAAA
This is a messenger RNA of Drosophila eugracilis, 1066 nucleotides long. RefSeq lists its product as uncharacterized. The transcript has 2 exons. Bases 562 to 1008 code for a protein of 148 amino acids. The record is from RefSeq and is a predicted model, not a curated record. Lineage: Eukaryota; Metazoa; Arthropoda; Insecta; Diptera; Drosophilidae.